AUGGAGUCUUUUGCAGUACUAUUUGCUAUCGUUGCUACUGUAUUUGUGUGGAAUAGCCAGGCGGAACUCAUACGUGAGUGUUCAUGUAGCGAAAUAGGUCAAUGCCGAGAGCGAUUACUCAGUUUCGUAAAACCGUGCGCUGACAAAUGCCAGAUUGUGAGUUGGACAUCCAAUCAUAGCGGCACUCAUCCAAUAGAAGCACAAGCUGAUAAACGACCACAUCUAGUCAAAGUAGAACAACUUGCAUCGAAGGUGCAUGCGGACUAUCGUCUACUCAAGGACUGCUUCCUUCAACGCGAGCCACAAAUCCUGAAAACAAUCAGCUGCACGGAAACUGCCUUUAACAGCUCGUGCGCAAAAGAACCGGGACGCUAUGUCCAGAAGAGAUAUUUGGAAUCAUUAGAGAUUUCUGGACUGGAAGAAAUCAAUCGAAUGCUGGGAGGUCUGGCGCAGGAUGUGCAACCGUUAAUAGCGGUCGGAAGAAAAUUCACAAAAUGCGUGCGUGGGUGCAUGGACCGAUCAAGCCGAUACUGUGCUGAAAGACUUAAGUGUGGAUUGGAUCUUCCGUCCGAUUCGGUACUGGUACAAACAGCCAAGCAAUGCGCCAUCUCCAGUGGUUUCAGUACCGAAGCAGUGCAACAGUUCUGUAACUGUGCGGUAUCUUCCGGCCUUGAGUAUGUAUUUUUUCCAUACUUUUUAAUUUAUGCGGUGUAA
Gongylonema pulchrum is the source of this 714-nucleotide messenger RNA. NCBI's taxonomy places the organism in Eukaryota, Metazoa, Nematoda, Chromadorea, Rhabditida, Gongylonematidae. The record is from the annotation of a GenBank genome assembly.